AUGGGUUUCCUGAAACUGAUUGAGAUCGAGAACUUUAAGUCGUACAAGGGUCGACAGAUUAUCGGACCGUUUCAGAGAUUCACUGCCAUCAUUGGACCCAAUGGCUCUGGUAAGUCAAAUCUCAUGGAUGCCAUCAGCUUUGUGUUGGGUGAGAAAACCAGCAACCUGCGGGUAAAGACCCUGAGGGACCUGAUCCAUGGAGCUCCUGUGGGCAAGCCAGCUGCCAACCGGGCCUUUGUCAGCAUGGUCUACUCUGAGGAGGGUGCUGAGGACCGCACCUUUGCCCGUGUCAUUGUUGGGGGUUCCUCUGAGUACAAGAUCAACAACAAAGUGGUCCAGCUACAUGAGUACAGUGAGGAAUUAGAGAAGUUGGGCAUUCUCAUCAAAGCUCGUAACUUCCUCGUUUUCCAGGGUGCUGUGGAAUCUAUUGCCAUGAAGAACCCUAAAGAGAGGACAGCUCUAUUUGAAGAGAUCAGUCGCUCUGGGGAGCUGGCCCAGGAAUAUGACAAGCGAAAGAAGGAAAUGGUAAAGGCUGAAGAGGACACUCAGUUUAAUUAUCAUCGUAAAAAAAACAUCGCAGCUGAGCGCAAAGAGGCCAAACAGGAAAAAGAAGAGGCUGACCGCUACCAGCGCCUGAAGGAUGAGGUAGUGCGAGCUCAGGUUCAGCUGCAGCUCUUUAAGCUUUAUCAUAAUGAAGUGGAAAUUGAGAAGCUCAAUAAGGAACUGGCCUCUAAGAACAAGGAGAUCGAGAAGGACAAGAAGCGUAUGGACAAGGUAGAAGAUGAGCUGAAGGAGAAGAAGAAGGAACUGGGCAAAAUGAUGAGGGAGCAGCAGCAGAUUGAGAAGGAGAUCAAAGAGAAGGACUCAGAACUGAACCAGAAGCGGCCUCAAUACAUCAAAGCCAAGGAGAAUACCUCCCACAAAAUCAAGAAGCUGGAAGCAGCCAAGAAGUCUCUACAGAAUGCUCAGAAGCAUUAUAAGAAGCGUAAAGGUGACAUGGAUGAGUUGGAAAAGGAGAUGCUGUCGGUGGAGAAAGCCCGGCAGGAGUUUGAGGAACGGAUGGAAGAGGAGAGUCAGAGUCAAGGCAGAGACUUGACUCUGGAGGAGAAUCAAGUGAAGAAAUACCACCGGUUGAAAGAAGAAGCCAGCAAGAGAGCAGCUACCCUGGCUCAGGAGCUGGAGAAGUUUAAUAGAGACCAGAAAGCUGACCAGGACCGGCUGGAUCUGGAAGAGCGGAAGAAAGUAGAGACAGAGGCCAAGAUCAAGCAAAAGCUGCGGGAGAUUGAAGAGAAUCAGAAGCGGAUUGAGAAACUGGAGGAAUACAUCAUGACUAGCAAGCAGUCCCUAGAGGAGCAGAAGAAGCUAGAAGGGGAGCUGACAGAGGAGGUGGAGAUGGCCAAGCGGCGAAUUGAUGAGAUCAAUAAAGAGCUGAACCAGGUGAUGGAGCAGCUCGGGGAUGCCCGCAUUGAUCGCCAGGAAAGCAGUCGCCAGCAGCGAAAGGCAGAGAUUAUGGAAAGCAUCAAGCGCCUGUAUCCUGGGUCUGUGUACGGCCGCCUCAUUGACCUCUGCCAGCCAACACAAAAGAAGUAUCAGAUUGCUGUGACCAAGGUUUUGGGCAAGAACAUGGAUGCCAUUAUUGUGGACUCAGAGAAGACAGGCCGGGACUGCAUUCAGUAUAUCAAGGAGCAGCGUGGUGAACCCGAGACCUUCUUGCCUCUUGACUACCUGGAGGUGAAACCUACAGAUGAAAAACUCCGGGAGCUGAAGGGGGCCAAGCUGGUGAUUGAUGUGAUUCGGUAUGAGCCACCUCACAUCAAAAAGGCCCUGCAGUACGCUUGUGGGAAUGCCCUCGUCUGUGACAACGUGGAGGAUGCCCGCCGCAUUGCCUUUGGGGGCCACCAGCGCCACAAGACAGUGGCACUGGAUGGCACCCUGUUCCAGAAGUCAGGAGUGAUCUCUGGUGGGGCUAGUGACCUGAAGGCCAAGGCGCGGCGUUGGGAUGAGAAGGCGGUAGACAAGUUGAAAGAGAAGAAGGAGCGGUUGACGGAGGAGCUGAAAGAGCAAAUGAAGGCAAAGCGAAAAGAAGCAGAGCUACGACAGGUUCAGUCUCAGGCCCAUGGACUGCAGAUGCGGCUUAAGUACUCACAGAGUGACCUAGAACAGACCAAGACAAGACAUCUAGCCCUGAAUCUGCAGGAAAAGUCCAAGCUGGAGAGUGAGCUAGCCAACUUUGGGCCUCGCAUUAAUGAUAUCAAGAGGAUCAUCCAGAGCCGAGAGAGGGAAAUGAAAGACUUGAAGGAGAAGAUGAACCAGGUAGAGGAUGAGGUGUUUGAAGAGUUUUGUAGGGAGAUUGGAGUGCGCAACAUCCGGGAGUUUGAGGAAGAGAAGGUGAAGCGACAGAAUGAAAUUGCCAAGAAGCGUUUGGAGUUUGAGAAUCAGAAGACUCGCUUGGGCAUCCAAUUGGAUUUUGAAAAGAACCAACUGAAGGAGGACCAGGAUAAAGUACACAUGUGGGAGCAGACAGUGAAAAAGGAUGAAAAUGAGAUAGAAAAGCUCAAGAAGGAGGAGCAAAGACACAUGAAGAUCAUAGAUGAGACCAUGGCCCAGCUGCAAGACCUGAAGAAUCAGCACCUUGCCAAGAAGUCAGAGGUGAAUGACAAGAAUCAUGAGAUGGAGGAGAUUCGUAAGAAACUGGGGGGCGCCAACAAGGAAAUGACUCAUUUACAGAAGGAGGUGACAGCCAUUGAGACCAAACUUGAGCAGAAGCGCAGUGACCGCCACAACCUGCUACAGGCCUGCAAGAUGCAGGACAUAAAGUUGCCACUGUCUAAAGGCACCAUGGAUGAUAUUAGUCAGGAAGAGGGUAGCUCCCAGGGGGAAGAUUCUGUGAGUGGUUCCCAGCGAACUUCUAGUAUCUAUGCACGAGAGGCCCUCAUCGAGAUUGACUAUGGUGACCUGUGUGAGGAUCUGAAGGAUGCGCAGGCUGAGGAAGAGAUCAAGCAGGAAAUGAACACACUGCAGCAGAAGCUGAAUGAGCAGCAGAGUGUGCUUCAGCGUAUUGCUGCCCCCAAUAUGAAGGCCAUGGAAAAGCUGGAAAGUGUCCGAGACAAGUUCCAGGAGACCUCAGAUGAAUUUGAGGCAGCCCGAAAGCGAGCCAAGAAGGCCAAGCAGGCAUUUGAACAGAUCAAGAAGGAACGCUUUGACCGCUUCAAUGCUUGUUUUGAAUCUGUGGCAACCAACAUUGAUGAGAUCUACAAGGCCCUGUCCCGCAACAGCAGUGCCCAGGCAUUCCUGGGCCCUGAGAACCCGGAGGAGCCCUACUUGGAUGGCAUCAACUACAAUUGUGUGGCUCCUGGCAAACGUUUCCGGCCUAUGGACAACUUGUCAGGGGGGGAGAAAACAGUGGCAGCUCUGGCUCUGCUCUUUGCCAUCCACAGCUACAAGCCAGCCCCCUUCUUCGUCCUGGAUGAGAUCGAUGCCGCCCUGGAUAACACCAACAUUGGCAAGGUGGCAAAUUACAUCAAGGAGCAGUCUACUUGCAACUUCCAGGCCAUCGUCAUCUCUCUCAAGGAGGAGUUCUACACCAAGGCUGAGAGCCUCAUUGGAGUCUACCCUGAGCAAGGGGACUGUGUGAUCAGCAAAGUCCUGACCUUCGACCUCACCAAGUACCCAGAUGCCAACCCUAACCCUAAUGAGCAGUAGCAGUAGUUCUACCCUCCUGCCCUGUCUGGAUCCCUAAGCUGCCCCUCUCCCAGUCUCUGAAUAUUUGGCUUCCAACCUUCCCCUACCUCCUGUCCCUGUUUAUGAUAUAGUCAUAGGAAUUAGGCACCGCUAUCAAGCAUGAAGAGGAACAGAGGUGAUGUUAGGUCUGGAGCAAAAAUUCCUGAGCUACAGGGAGCAUCCUGGCCUUUGGAAGGAGGUGCUGAGCUGAAUUGAGCUUAACAGGGCCAUCUGUCUUUCCCCUUCUCCCCUUCCCUCCUCUCCCCAUCACCCAUAAUCAUAGGUCCCUUGGGCCCCCUUGCAUUUUGGCGUGCGUGCAUGUGUGUGUGUGUGUGUGUCUGUGUCUGCAUGUGCGUGUGUUUGCAAAAUAAACUUAUUGGAGACCCAUUUUAGCAGGACACUAGGCUGAAUUUGAUCCCAAGAGAACUUGUAUGACAGCAUCCCAGAGCUGGGUUAAGGUAUUCAGGACCUCAUAGGGGUCAGGCAUUCUCAUGAAGCCACCCUCAUUCACUCUUGUGUUUUCAUUUGUGUAUUAAUCAAAUAUAUGCUGAGCACCCUCUAUUUGUCAGGCUCUAUAGUAGAAAUACAGAGAUGAAUCAGACAUGAUCUCUAUCUUCCUGCUAAGGAGAUGGAGUGGUUUUAUGAGUUCAUGUGGUUAGUUGAAUUACAUUAUAGAUGCUUUGAAUUUGAGAAGACGACGAUCACCUCCCAGGCUUCCUGGAGAAGGUGAUGUUUAAGCUGGACCUUGACAGAUGGGUAGGAUUUGGUCAGGCACUAGGAGCAGAGCCUGGGCCCUGGGAACAGACAAUUGUGGAAUCUAGUCCCCACCCCCUCCUUUUUUGUAAUCACUUACUAGUUUGACAUUGGGCAAGUCAUUUGACCUUUCUGUGCCUCAGUUUCCUCAUCUGUAAAAUAGGGCUAACAAUAUAAACCUACCUCAUAGGAUUUAAUGAUGUCAGGCUCCUCACUGGAGGCCUUAUCCCCUCUUGGAGCCCACUAGGUAGCGACCCCUCAGAAUACAACCCUUCUCAAGCCUGGAUCCCUGAAGGCUUCUGAUCCCAGUUGUUAGGGACAGAAGGAACCUCCAAAUCUGGGAGAUGCUGAAUGCCCUGGCUAUUAGGAAAUUUCCAGGGCACUGAUGGAAUUUGCCUGGUAAGCAGAGGGCCUAAGGAAACCUUUAGCUUCAACCAUGUAUGGUAACCAUGUGCCUGAGCCCCAGCUUGGGUCAUGAGGAAGUAGGGGAGAGGUAGCCUGGGCCACAUCCCUGCCAAAUGCGUGUGAUGUUCUUUUUGGGAACAAACCGUGUUAGCUGCAGGGACCGUGCAGAGGCAGCACAGCCUGUUGCCAUGAGGUCAGCCUUUGCUCAUUCACAUACACUGUCAGACCAUCACCCCGUCCUGAUCUGUGUAUUCCAUUUUUGUUUUUUAAAUCAGGGCUCUCUUGUCCCCUCCUGGCGUGAGCGGGGAGCUCUGUCUGUCCUCACUGUAUCUCUCAAUAAAAGCCUCCCUGGCUCUCCUACCUUAAAAAAAUGUUAAAUCAGUUAUAAUUACCCAAGUAAUGCACGAGUCCAUUCUCUUUCUAAGAAACUAGAUUGUUAUAGGUAAAGUUAGCCUCAUUUGACUACCAUUCCUCUCUCCCUGCUAACUGCUGUUGUUGUAUUAUCCGUCUAGACUUUAAGACUUACAUCUGUGAAAUCAUUGAAAAUAUGGUGUAUUUAAUGCAAAUGGUAUAUUGAAUCAUGCUACAAUUUGCUUUCUAUGCUUAACAAUGAGAUCUACGCAUGUUGCAAUAUGUAGAUUCAGUUCACUCUGUAAUUGCUGUAUAGAGUGCCAUCAUAUGACUACCACAUCUUACCCAUUUCUCUUGUGACAGACCAUAGGACUAUUUUCUGUUUUUGCUAUUACAAGAUACUACACAGGAGCAUUGUGUGAGUGUGUGUGUAUGAGCUUACCUAGGGUUACUUCCUAGAAGUUGAAUUGCAGAAUCAUAGGCUAUUUAUAUUUUUGUUUUAAAUAGACACUUCCAAAUUGCCCUCCUGUACUAUAUACUCAAUAUUGUUCUUGAGGUUGUCUUAGGUCUAAUGUCAUUACCUACUUGUUUCCUCCUAAGUAGUGACAUCCAUGAAAGCACAGGUUUGAUGUGCUAAUUAUGUAUUUUUCUAAUACAGACUAAAAGACAUAACAGUCAAAUAAUAAAUUUGUGUCCAACCAAAGAAAUCACUUACCACCAGUGGUACAUGUGCUUUAGUUUGGAAAAUGCUGGCAUAUCUGGAAGAGCACACUUUGGGAGUCACCUUGAUUCAAAUCUUAGCUUUAGAAACUGGAGCCUAUUACUUCACCUCCCUGAGCCUCUGCUUCCUCACACAGGAAAGAAGAUAAUAUGCACCCACCUUGCAGUAGUGCAGGAAAGGUGAAAUGAAAUAUGGUUGAAGGAAUUUGGCUGGCAGGAGAUCAUCACAGGCUCUUUGAAGUAGUGAUUUCCCACUUCAUAGAUGAGGAAGCUAAGGCCCGAGAAGGUUAAAUGACCCUGCUACCAGAUUACAGGAUUUAAGCCCAGAUCCUCCGAUUCAAUCUUGUGCUUUCUGCACUUUGGGAGUGGUUAUCAACUGUGGCUGUGUACCAUAAUCACUUGUAAAGUUUUUUAUGUUUCCUUUUUAAAAAUCAAAGCAAUAUAUAUAUACUGGUUACAAAAUAAGGUAGUACAGAAGGGCUUGUAAUGUAAUGAAAAGCAGCAGUUCCCUGCUGCACCCCUACAUCCAAAGAAUGCGGAACUCCUUGCUCUGGUCCCACCCCUGGAAAUCUAAUUCAAUAGGUGUGGGUAAUCAUCUGGAUAAUAAUCCCUACCUCACAGGGUAGAAAGAAUUACAUGAGAUGCCUUGGGCUAAGGCCUAGCAUACAGGAAUAGGAGCACUACAAAAGACUUAAGUCCUGAGGAUCAGAGAGGCGACUUGACUUGAGAUAGUGGGAGAACCUAGACUUCAACUUGAAUCUCCUGUGUGCUGGCUGUGUGCUUUCCCACUGUGCCACACUGCCUGGUAUCAUCACAAGGCAGCAUGUACUCAGUGAAGGCUGUGCUCAGAGGAGAGCAGACACCAUGGUGUGUUUCUAAGAAGCUGAUCUGAGUAGAAUUCCUAGGGCUUAUUGGACACUAGGUUGACUCCCUUGUACUGCGGACCCAGUUGCCUUGUCUAGGGAAUUGAAGAGUACUCCAUGAUGGUGUCUUAGUUUAAUUGGGUACUUCACUCUGAAAAUCAGUGUUGUACGCUGGGGACAGAAACCUUUACCCUGCCUUUGAGGAGUUCACUGUCUAGUUGGGGAGGCAAUUCAUAGAACAGCCGUUCACCAUACAGUGUGAUCAGUGCUCUGAACAGGAGCACAGAGAAAGGGGCAUCCAGCUUAGGCUUCAGGGAACACAUCCUCUAGUCUAGGAGGUGACUUCUGAGCUGAGUCUUAAGAGACUGGUAGGAAUUAGCCAGUUGAGGAAGUGGAAGGAAUUUCCAGGUAGUAGAAUUCAUUCAUCCAGUUCAGUAAAUCUUGGCUAAGCACCUCCUGUGUGCAGUGAGGCUCUCCCAAGCCAAGACUCUGAUUCCCUCUUUCCUCCCUCAAGAGAUGUUUUUGAGGGCUUUCCCACAUAUGCAAAAGACCUGAGGGCAAACAGCAAAGCAACUCUGAAAUACUGAAGCAUAAGGUUUUGUGAGGUGGAGAAGAGCAGCAGGAAACGAAGCUAGAGGCAUAGUCAGGAAUCAGAUUUGAAGAGGGUAGUAAGAAUCUGGCAACAGUUUUAAUUUGUCUCAUGGAACAAUGUGGUUCCCAAACUGGCUGUGCAUGCGAAACACAUGGGACAUUCUGAGGGCCCAACCUCUAAGUCCCUUUUCUGUAGCUGGGGCGAGGCCUCAGGAUCUUGUUGCUUAUAAUGACUUUGGGGUGCAGCCACAUUUAGGAACUGCAGCCUGAAGGCUGUGGGGGAGCCAUGCAAUGGUUUUAAGCAGCUGAGACUCUGGGUCAGAUGUGAAUUUAACAAACCCCUUUCUGGCCAGCCAGUGUGGAAGUGGAUUGGGUUAAAUGUUCCUGCUGUAUGCCCCAGUUUGUAGUUCCCUGCUGCUCAGCUUCUCUCACUGUACUAUGUUUGCUUGCUUUGCCUCUCUGACUAGUCUGUAAGCACCACAAGGGUAGGCAUGGGGUUGUCUUACUACUGGUAUCCCCAGCAAAAAGCACAGUGCCUGAAUAAAAACAAGCACCCAAUAAAUAGUUUUUAAAUGAAUGAAUGCAUUUGUGAGUGAGCAAAUGGAGACACGGAGAUUACUUAGGAAACUAUUGAAAAUACCAGGAGUCCAAUUUAUGGGCAAGGGGGAAUGGAUUAGAGGUGAUAAAGUGUUAACUGUUAAGAUGAACCAGGCUUGGUGACUGAUUGGAUGUGGAGGGUAAGUGAGGUGACAGAAUGAAUACCCAUUAAUAGCCAAGAUUUCUACCCUGUCCCCAUCAUUCUCCUUCCUCAUCCAUCUGAAUCAAAAUCUUCCAGCCUCCUCAGCAAUGGAAUUCCUCCCUCAACAUUGUUAAACAUUUUCUGUGUGCUGUGUGGUCUCCCCCUAACCCUAGCCAUUGAAUCAUUCAUCCAGUUCAAUAAAUCUUGGCUAAGCACCUCCUGUGUGCAGUGAGGCUCUUCCAGGCCAGGACUCUGACUCCCUCUUUCCUACCUCAAGAGAUGUUUUUGAGGGCUUCCCCAGGUAAGACUCACAUCCCUUACACAGUAACUUACAGUGAGAUAUCCAGAUGUCAGAACUAAGAACUUCCAGGUUUUACUCAACCCCCUCCUAAGGCCCUUGGAGGGGUACAAACUUGCUCAAGAUCCCACUAAUAGUAAGUGUUAGAGCCAGAACUGGAGCCUAAGUUCCCUUUCCACAUCGUCCCUAGAGCCGUGAUCUCUCCCAUUGCAGAUCAGGACAGGCCAAGGUGGCCAGGGAGGUGGGACUUAGGUUGGCCUUGAAGGUCCAUGUACUGGACAGGCCAUACAAGAAGCUUGCCAGUUACACUGCCCCCUUCUGGAAACCCUCAGCAAACCUGCCAUGCCCACAGUCCCUUCUAAGGGGUUUCUUAAGCAUGAGUUGCCAUGCUCUGUACCAUGUGACCUCACAUUCCUGGCCACAGAUGGUUAGGUUGGGAUAGUGUGUGACUCAAGGGGAGCCAAUCUCUAGGCUGGCCUGUGGCCUAUUAAAUGGUGGACUGAUGUAAGAACUACACCUCAUAGGAAUGGCCUGUAUUAAAUUGCAAAUGUAUGAAACAUCAUUUUUCAGGGAUGCUGAAUGUGAGGCAUUCAAAAGUGAAUAAUUAGAGAAUUAGGCUUGGGGUAGAUUAAUGAUUGUGCAUUGGGUCCCCUAUACAGAAUUUUAUUGUUGUUAACAACCAUUUGAUCAAUAAAUAUGAGAGAUGCCCUCUCAAAAAAAAAAGUGAACAAUUAAUUAGGAUUUAGCAAGGCAGAAGUGGUGGUGUAUGAGGGGUGCCAGAAACUGAACAGCAAAAGCAAGGAGAAGGCUACAGAAGCCAUGAGACAUUUGUGUCAUGAGAACAUGGGGUCACAAGGUAGCAGAAGCUGUGAAGCAGCAAGACAACAGUGGGCCAAGAGGACACUGAAGCCAUGAAGCAAUAGGAGCUCCAAUGUAGCAGGAGCCAGGAGGAACAGAAACCAUUACCCUGACUGAAUCUUGAGAUCCAUGAAGCAGCAGAAGGCUUGAAUAGACUAGAUCCAUGAGGCAGUAGAAGUGGUAAGACUGUAAGCCACAAGGUAGCUGGAGUCAUGUGGUAGCAAGGCAGCAGGAAUUACAAGGAAGCAGAAGCCACAACAGAGAAGCCCUGGAGUAACUGGAACUGAUGCCUCAGAAGCCAGGAAACUACAAGAGCCAGGAGGCCCAGAAGCUGUGAGGUGCUGAAGGCCAUGCGCUAUAUGGGAGAGGAGCUGAAAGGAGGUAGUCAGUAGCAGUAGGAGGAGUAUAAAUACAGCCAAAAAGAAGUUGAGUCACCAUUUUGGGGAGCACUAGAGAAGGGAGCAACAGAUACCUGCAGCUGAGGGGGUGACGAGAUAAGCCAGGCUCUAGAGCUGCUUUGGAUCAUGAACGAUUUUCAAGUUUCUGUUCUUCUGUGAGGCUGCCUGUGUAGCUGUUUUUGUCUUCCUUAUUUCCCUGUGAAUGAUUCAAUAAAUCUCCAUCACUAA
Manis javanica (Malayan pangolin) is the source of this 9924-nucleotide messenger RNA. It is a transcript of the gene SMC1A, whose product is annotated as structural maintenance of chromosomes 1A. Gene Ontology annotation, cellular component: nucleus; meiotic cohesin complex; chromosome. Gene Ontology annotation, molecular function: DNA binding; ATP hydrolysis activity; protein binding. The record is from RefSeq and is a predicted model, not a curated record. Lineage: Eukaryota; Metazoa; Chordata; Mammalia; Pholidota; Manidae. Gene Ontology annotation, biological process: sister chromatid cohesion.